CACAAGUAUCGAGAAGCCUCUUAUGUCAUCUUCCUCCGGCGCCGGCAAAGCCUUCGUUUGCCGGCGUCGGGACUCCGAUCCCCAUCUAAUUCAAUACACAAGCCUGCUUUUAAUUUUCCUUCGUUUUACAAAAGUUUUUUCUCUCUUGGAACCCUCUCGAACUCUCUCGAACCACUUGCAACAAACCGGAGCCUCACCACUGAGCAACAACGGACGACGAGCGUAUCUGGAAACGUUCAUAUCUGAACCUGUUCUCUCAAUCUCCUUCAGAUACUUUAUGCUCGCACCAUCCUCAACAGAACCGUCUAACCAAAGAGCAGAUUCUCGAUCUGGAUCUCUGCUCACUCUUGAAGAAAUCUCACCCCGGACUUCGUUGAAGGCAAGAGAGCUCUCUAUUGGACCUUCAGAUGCGCCUUGUUUGGGGGAGGCGUCGACGGCGCACGACGAUUAUUUCUUCUCGGUGAAGCUUAUCCACUUAAAAAACGGUUACGGCUUCGAAGAUCUCCGCCCCAGCUCCAGACCAUGCUCAUAUGCUAUUAUCGAUGAAUCUUCUCAUAUCGGAGCUCACUCCCUCACGGCAAAGCUUCUCAACAGAUCCGACAAGCCGCCGCGCUCUCUCAGAUCUGUGGCCAACCGCAGCAAAACUAGGGUUUUGCCUAGAAGGCUUUGAACCCAACUUCGGCCCAUUACCUAUCCAAAGGCCCAAGCCCAUACCGAGCGAUCCAUGUCUAAAUGACAUAAAGCCCAGGUCCGUUUCUCUUUGUUUCUUGUCGAUCUGUAGUCAAAAGUUAGGUCGAUCCCUCCACCUCAAUGGCAGAAGACACCAUCUGAGAGAGGAAUCACCCUCAUUGCUACGGUUUUUCAAUUAUACCCUGAGAACCCUGGAUUUAGUGUUAAUCUUGGCUAAGUCCUAUGAACCUAAGAGCUGGAAGGUGUAUAGUCUACUGUUCCCGAUUCCAAAUUGUUGGAGGAUUGUUUGUAGCUACAGAUCUUCUGUGUCCAAAUGUUCUCCUAUGGUAGCAUUUGCAAAAGACUUUAAACACCGGUUAAAUGUCAUUUCUAACAAGCUCAUAAUCAUGUGCUCCUCUCCGCAUUCUGACCUAGAAGAUUUUUCAUCCGUUUUCGAAAACGUACUGAAUCGGAGCUUUACAGUUGCACUGCCCUGUUUACAACCCCUCUUGCCGGAUAGAAACUCGUCUCUGGCUCCUUCACUAACGUCACGUUGUCUAUUGACAGUGACCAUUUCGCCAUCUUUUGAUUUGUUCAUGGAGGCUCGUUCGACAAACCGUGAUCUCACAUGUGUCCAAAUGCUAUCUAGCUUUGGCUUCAAAGCUCUCAUGGAACCUUCGUCGAUCUAUUUUAGUUAUCUUCUGGUAGUUUUGGGGUAUGCCCCUCUUUGUAAUGCUUUCUUAAACUUUGGGAUCUUUGCACCCAUGUUAUCUCUGUACUUGAACUUCUGUUGAUGAAAUGGAAACAAGUCUUUGACAAAAAAAAAAUAACACAGGC
Messenger RNA from Arabidopsis lyrata subsp. lyrata, 1506 nucleotides. RefSeq lists its product as uncharacterized. NCBI's taxonomy places the organism in Eukaryota, Viridiplantae, Streptophyta, Magnoliopsida, Brassicales, Brassicaceae. The transcript has a single exon. The record is from RefSeq and is a predicted model, not a curated record. The coding region runs from base 531 to 1463 and encodes 310 amino acids.